AUGAGCUCAAACAUGGUUGGAGUUGCACUGAAGACAGCCUUCUCUCUUCUGCUGCUUGCCUCUAUUGUACAAGGGCUCCGUGAUGUUGAGCUGUUCUAUAAUGAAACGGUGGAAGCAGUAGUCGGCCAGAACGUCAGCCUACCUUGUAUAGUGAAAAAUGGUGUCAAAAUUGUCAAUACUGAAUGGAGUAAGAGAGAAAAUGAAAUCAUAAAGCUGGCUCUGUACACACCAGGUUUUGGACUCCAUCGGUUUAGGCCUAAUAUUAACAUCCAGACUGUGUACAAUUAUGCAAAGAACUUCAUGGGCUCCUAUCUACAGCUUUAUAAAGUGGAGAGAGAGAACAGUGGCAUCUAUGUUUGUGAUAUUACAACUUUUCUUUUCGGCUCCGUCAGGGUUGAAACAGAGCUAAAGAUCAAAGAUGCUGUCAGAAUAAUGUGUGAUGCUAAUAACACUGUUGAAGUCCAGUCUGGAGAAAAUGUGAUCAUUCACUGUGAGGUGUCCCAAAAAGCAUAUUGCAGGUGGACCAAGAACGAGAAGCUGGUGUCACGGAGUGAAUCUCUGGAGCUCUGGUGGGUGACUUCUGCUCACGCAGGCCUUUACACACUGACUGUCGAUACAGGAAGUGAAACAGUGCAUAAGAAGUUCUACAUCACAGUCCUAGCAAGCCCAAAGAGAGGGCCCCGUGAUGUUGAUCUGUUCUAUAAUGAAACGGUGGAAGCAGUAGUCGGCCAGAACGUCAGCCUACCUUGUAUAGUGAGAAACAUCACCAAUCUAAAGAUUGUCAAUACUGAAUGGAGUAAAAGAGAAAAUGAAAUCAAAAAGCUGGCUCUGUACACACCAGGUUUUGGACUCCAUCGGUUUAGGCCUAAUGUUAGCAUCCAGACUGUGUACAAUGAUGCAAAGAACUUCAUGGGCUCCUAUCUACAGCUUUAUAAAGUGGAGAGAGAGAACAGUGGCAUCUAUGUUUGUGAUAUUACAACUUUUCCUUUCGGCUCCAUCAGGGUUGAAACAGAGCUAAAGAUCAAAGAUCUUGCAGACAGCAGCGUUACAUCACAGACCUCUGAGCUUCCUCCUACUGACAGCAGUGUAACUUGGACCACAGCUGUGGGCAGUGAUGUGACCAGAUAUGACUUGAGGUCAGAGGAGUCUAGCACCUUGAGAAGCAGUACAGCAAACUCUUCAACACCAGGUGCAACCACAACUCUGAGUCUGAGCGCUGGAAAUACAACAGAAGCCACUGAGUAUAACGGUUCUUUACGAACUCAUUGGUGGUUGGUGUUCAUCAUCGUUCUGUUACUGAUCAUCGUGGCUGUCUGUCUGUACACGAGACGAAUCAGAAGGGAGAGGUGA
Scomber japonicus (chub mackerel) is the source of this 1350-nucleotide messenger RNA. RefSeq lists its product as uncharacterized. Bases 1 to 1350 code for a protein of 449 amino acids. Lineage: Eukaryota; Metazoa; Chordata; Actinopteri; Scombriformes; Scombridae. The record is from RefSeq and is a predicted model, not a curated record. The transcript has 7 exons. Gene Ontology annotation, biological process: inflammatory response; cell-matrix adhesion.